This is a messenger RNA of Leptidea sinapis, 2169 nucleotides long. RefSeq lists its product as uncharacterized. Bases 368 to 1810 code for a protein of 480 amino acids. Lineage: Eukaryota; Metazoa; Arthropoda; Insecta; Lepidoptera; Pieridae. The transcript has 3 exons. The record is from RefSeq and is a predicted model, not a curated record.
AGAAAAAUAAAUCGAAUCGAAUCUGUCGAAACAAUAAUCUCGUAAACGUAAUAAACUGACCUCGUAAAGUAGAUUAGUAAGAGUGUAGACCUUUUUGAGAAAAAUAUACUAAGUUAGUGUUACUAAUAUUCCAGAUCUUUUGUACUAAUCAUUCUUGUUUUUUCCAAAAUCGUGCCACACAAUACUAAAUCCUACUUCAUAGCCAAUUUCAUUAUUGGAAAAUCUGCACGGAUGGGCUUAUAAUAAAAAAAAAUUCAAUACCUAAUUCAUUAUUUAAAAUAUUAUUUGUAUCUACUGCCUAUAUAUAUACUGGGAAACUGACUUCAAUAGCUGUUUAACUUCAUUUUUCAUUAAUGUAAACAUACAUAUGAGUAAAAGAAAACUUUACACAAAAGAAAUGGUUGCUAAAAGUAAAAACAAAGUUUUAGCAUGUUCCACUCCUGAACACCAUUUGGAUACAUCAUUAAGAGACAGUGAUUCCGUAUGUGACUCAGAUGCAUCUAGCCCUGUUCCAUUUCUUUGUACUCAAGAUGGUACUGACGGAGAAACAGAUGUUGUUUGGAAUUUUUACACUCCUAAAGCUGAAACACGGCAUGAAAAAACCACACCAGUGAGUAGAAGAACAAAGAAAUCUGUUAGAGUUAAACUAAUAGAGAAGGCAGUACCCAAACGUAGAACUGUUAAAGACUCCCAGAAAAACACUGAAUUAUUCCAAGAACUUAUUGAGUUAAAUCAAAAUCUUCAUGAGAUUAUAAAGAAAAAAUCUAAUUCGAGUAAUGCUACUCCUAAUCCACAAUCCGGGAGUGAAGAAGACAUUUUCAAUGAGUUUGAUUGCUCACCCAAAGCUUACAAAUCUAAUAAUCAUUGUCUUCGAAAAAAUGUUUUGAGUUCAAAAUUUGUGAAACAAGAUAGCGAAAAUGGUAUUGAAUCAGAUGAUUCAAUGAAUGAAUGUCUGUUGAAGGCAAGCCAGGUGGUAGAAGAACAGAUAGUUAAAUAUGAUCACACAGUACCAAAAAGGCCCUGCCUUGAAAAUUUGCCUACUAAGAACAUGAAAUCUUUAAAAAGGAUAGAUCAAGAUUCAAUGGACAGUAUCCUCAGCAAUAUUAGAUUAGAAUCCCCUCUGUUACGCAAAAGAAACAAGCAUGAAUCACCAAAAUUAAACAAUGACUCAUUUGACAACUUAUCGGGAUGUUUAAAUGAUAGUGCUUUAGAAAAAUUAACUCAAAUACCUUUGCUUGAUGAUUCAAAAAAGAAAACUAAUAAGAAAGAUUCAAACUGGGUAUUACAAGAAUUUAUUGUACAUGGAGAUAGCCCAAAAUCAAUUUUUGGAAGACACAGCUCCAUGCCUGAAUCGCCGACUAUAAAAGAUACAAAUAAACCUUCGACAAGUGGCAUGGCAUUUGGAAGAUAUAAUUCUAUGCCCUUCAAUAAGAGUGAUGAAAAGAUUUCAGUUACAGUUGAUUCAUCCAUCACCUGCACUCCAGAUGAGAUAAAAAAGAAGCAUCAGCAAGCAAGGGAAAAGUUAUUAGCCAAGAGACUUCUACCAUUUACUGCAUCACAAUGUCCUGAGGCCAAUGAAACUCAACAGAAAAGGAUUACCAAGAAAAAUACCUUUCAGCCGAAAAUUGCCAGUUCAAAUGUAAAAAGAAGCAAUCAUUUAGAUAAUUUACCUAUGAAUAUAGAUGUGAAUUCACAGAAAUUAAUUAACAAUCAAAAAACUGAUACAGAAGAUAUUAAAUCAUUAAUAGAAAAGAAGAGAAGAGAUGCUUUGUUGAAAUUAAGAAAGAGGAACCCUCAAGUGAAAAGUUAAAAGGAACUGUGUAUUUUUUUUCUAUUUAUUUAUUAAUAAAAAAAAAUUACAUGCAGGUUUCAAAGCAAUAAAAACCACUGAGGUUUGUACAAUUGCUAAAUUUAGUCUACACCAACAGAGUUAAUUUAACAAAAGAAAAAUAGUUCACAAUCGUUAGAAACUUAGCUAUACAGAUAAUACUUAUAAUUUAACAAAUAAAAGUAAAAGUACUUGAUACAAAUAAUUGUUAAGCAUGAUAAGUUGAUCGGUGGUCAGUCAAGUCUUAAAAAGUAUUUUUUUUUAUUUAGAAUCUUGUGUUUUAUCAACCAGUGAUUGUUGUGAGUUUUAAGUGAUUAACAUUAAAGAUACAUAAAUAUUUC